Molecule: messenger RNA, 1680 nt
Organism: Zygotorulaspora mrakii
Lineage: Eukaryota; Fungi; Ascomycota; Saccharomycetes; Saccharomycetales; Saccharomycetaceae
Gene: PXP1
Product: putative indolepyruvate decarboxylase family protein
Exons: 1
Coding region: 1-1680 (559 amino acids)
Biological process (GO): fatty acid alpha-oxidation
Cellular component (GO): peroxisome
Molecular function (GO): magnesium ion binding; catalytic activity; thiamine pyrophosphate binding
Source: RefSeq, a predicted model, not a curated record
AUGGUGACUGUUUCCGCUUGUGAGUAUUUCACAAAUGUUUUACAGGGAUACAAUGUUGAUACGAUUUUCGGUAUAGUGGGCAUACCGAUAGUCGAAUUGGCAGAUGUAAUGAUUAAUAAAGGUAUCAAGUUUAUUGGAUGCAGAAAUGAGCAAGCCGCUUCAUAUGCUGCAUCUGCUUACGGUUAUUUAACAGGGAGACCCGGAGUUCUUCUGGUAGUUGGCGGACCAGGAUUAAUACAUGCGUUGGCGGGCGUAUACAACUCAAUGAGUAACAGAUGGCCCUUGAUAGUUAUCGCGGGUAGCAGUGAGGACAAUCACAAAGGUGGAUUUCAGGAAUUAGAUCAAAUUAGCCUACUCAAUGGCUAUCUGAAGUUCACAGGUCGCCUUCAGGCAGAUAAGAAUGUAAUUGAUCUGAUCACUUACAAUGCUGUUAGACACGCUUCUUUGGGUGCAAGUGGAGUAACAUAUAUUGAUUUUCCAGGUAACAUCAUUGGAGAAACGGUUAAAGUUGAUAAACACUUAAAUUCGCCGUCCUUCGAUAAGAUAAAGUGUUCACCCGAUCCUGCCGUUAUUCAAAGAGUCACCGAUCUAAUUCUCAAAAACGGGGAUAAGAAAAUACUCGUGGUGAUGGGAAAAGGUGCUGUUGAGAACUCAGAUGAAAUAAGAACGUUAAUUGACCUUUUUGGUCUUCCUUUCUUACCAACACCUAUGGCCAAAGGUAUCGUCCCAGAUUCACAUCCUUUAAACGUUUCAUCGGCUAGAUCUCAGGUAUUAAGGGAGUCGGAUAUAGUGAUCGUCCUAGGAGCGAGAUUGAAUUGGAUUUUGCAUUUUGCGGAGCCGCCAAAGUGGAAGGCUGAUGCCAUAUUCAUUCAAGUCGAUGAAAAUGCUGAGGCGAUCGGACAAAAUAAUGCAAGAGGACUACAGUACGGAUUAUUUGGGGACGUCGGAUUAACUGUCGAUGCUUUAACAGUCUCGUUGAAAAGUGGCAAUUUCAGAUAUGAUGGCCUCCCUCCGGAAUGGCAACGCACGAUCGAGAAGAAUCAGCGAAAAUUGUUACUCAAGGAGUUACAGCCUCCGAACAGCCAAAAAUUAAACUACAAUCAAGUAUAUCACACGCUGAGACCACUCAUCGAAGACGAAAAUUCAAUCUUAGUCACCGAAGGAGCUAAUACAAUGGAUAUUGCAAGAAUCUCGUUUCCCACCGACUAUCCCAAACACAGGUUGGAUGCCGGCACCAAUGCCACCAUGGGAAUCGGCCUGGGCUAUGGCAUAGCCGCAAAAGUGGCUCAUCCCCACAAAGACGUCAUUUUAGUUCAAGGCGAUUCAGCCUUUGGAUUCUCCGCCAUGGAACUGGAAACAUCCGUCAGAUACAAUCUCGGUUUGGUGGUCAUUGUUAUGAACAACAGCGGAAUAUACCACGGCGUCGCUCCUGAGUUGCAACCACUGCGCGCACCCUCAACGGCUCUUUCCAGCGAAUGUAGAUACGAUCUUGUUGGUAAAGGUCUCGGUGCGAACGGGUUUCUAGUACGUAACCUGGAUGAACUGGAAAAAGCGUUUAAACAAGCCCUGCUCUCAUCCAGGUCGACCCACCGGUCAAGUGUGAUUAACGUCAUAAUCGAACCAGGCAAGCAAUCCAAAUUAUCGUUUGGUUGGCAGACUAAACGCACCCAACAUUUAUAA